Messenger RNA from Vollenhovia emeryi, 420 nucleotides. RefSeq lists its product as uncharacterized. The transcript has a single exon. NCBI's taxonomy places the organism in Eukaryota, Metazoa, Arthropoda, Insecta, Hymenoptera, Formicidae. The coding region runs from base 1 to 420 and encodes 139 amino acids. The record is from RefSeq and is a predicted model, not a curated record.
AUGCCUCACCCUCCCCCUCGUCCGAAUCGAAAAGGAUAUGGCCUACUGCAGGCCAACGUGAACCACUCUCCGCAUGCACAAGAUCUGCUUCAACAAAGCAUGACGGAGAGGGGGUUCACGUUGGCGAUCGUCUCCGAGCCUCACCGCGCCCCGGAAAACAGCCCAUACUGGGCUGUCGGGCGGGAGAGGGGCUCGGUGGCGAUCCGAUGGCGGUCGGAGCCCGGAGGGCCACACACGACCGCCAUCGAGAGAGGCGAUCGGCACGUCGCUGUGCAAUGGGGCCGCAUCGCGGUCGUUGGGGCCUAUUUAAGGCCCAACAGACGCCUCCGCCCCUUUGAGGGCUGGCUUUCCGACAUUGGACAGACGCUCAUACGCCUGAGUCCGAGGCCGGUCCUCGUGGCUGGGGACUUCAAUGCGUAG